GCUUCUGACGCUGUCUUGUUGACAUGCAGCCACAUCAAAAGUGCCACGUUACAUCAAACGCACUGGUAACAGCGUUGCAACGUACAUAAAAGUAAUUAAUCAGAUUACUCGUUACUGGCAAAAGUAAAGGCGUUAGUAGCGCCGUUUUGUACUUACCGUUGUUUAUUAUGUACCCUAACGUUGUUUAUUAUGUACCUUAACGCUGUUUAUUAUGUAACGCCGUUUUUUUCCUAACACUGGUAGCACACAUCCCGAAUUAAACUCUCUUGUUGACAAAGACUAGUCAGAGGAUAGCCAUGCGGAUGCCAUUUUCGUACUUUGCUGUAAGUUCUUUCUUGAAUUCAAUAGUGUUUCUCACCUUCUUUGUCAAAGUGUGACUUUUUUUUGGGCAUCACGGUGGUUUAUUUAGCAGUUGUAUGUAUUAAAAAAAACAGAGGUCGCCAACACAUGGGAUUCUGCAGAAUGAUACGUGAGCAAAUGAACCAGUUUGUUCGAAGAAGAAUUUAGGUUAAUUAAAGACUUAUACAAUGCACAGUAAAAUUUGUGGGCAGUGAACAGGGCAUUGGGGCCGAAUAGCAUGCUUGUGUGGCUGACACUUGGGGUAAAGUUGGUGAAGUGUGUCGCCGAAAGACACAACAGCUGUGACUGUGGUGGAGGGGGCAGGAUUCGAACCAAGGACCCUCCGGUUGCGGGACAGCCUUCGCCUCACGUAACAUAUUUGGCCGUACGAUACUGUGGAGGGGGCGUGGCCUGCGGGCCUGCCGCGGAACGGGGUGUGCCAGAACCGGCCUCGAAGGCAGCAACAGGUGAGUAGAUGGCCCAGGUGGGCCUUGUUAUCUAAUCACCUGUCGCCUUUAUUAGCAGCAGCCGGAUGAGACACAUAGUUGGAGUUGGAGUGGGAGCCAGAGAGAGAGAGACACAAACUCAGAAAAAGACAUUUUGCUGGAAAGCAAAAGCCUUGCUAUUUAUGAAAAUAAAACAGUGUAUACCCUGGAUUCUGGGCUCUCCUGGCAGUGUGUGGUGGUCCGAAGAACCCACUAGAGGGCAACCUCUACAUAUACCGAGAUUCUGGCGUCGCUGCCAUGUGUCAGGUUCCCACGCCAGUCAUCCAUACUCUGAUCCAGGACGCCGCUCCUCGCUGCGUCCGCCUUUCCCUCACCAUCCCCUCACCGAGCCGGCUGGGCCGUCCCUCAGGUUGAAUCCCAAAUGCCUUGCUCACGAUUGAAAGACCCCUUCCUGCCACGGUAACCCUCAACAGGAUCAAAAUGACCUCCAGCAUCGAUCAGGAUGACAACAGCAUUUUUGGGUUAAUGGACGAAGAUGACAAGGACAAAGCAAAACGUGUGUCACGCAACAAGUCCGAGAAGAAGCGCCGAGAUCACUUCAACAUCCUCAUCAAUGAGCUGGGCACCAUGUUGCCAGGCAACACGCGCAAGAUGGACAAGUCCACUAUUUUGCAGGAGAGCAUCGACUUCCUGCAAAAACACAAAGAAGUCGCCGCCCAGUCCGAGUCGACGGAGAUCCGGCAGGAUUGGAAGCCUGCGUUUCUUAGCAACGAGGAGUUUACUCAGCUGAUGUUAGAGGCUUUAGACGGGUUCUUCCUGGCGAUCACGACGGACGGGAACAUCAUCUACGCCUCUGAGAGCGUCACGUCGCUGCUGGAGCACCUUCCUUCGGAUCUGGUGGAUCAGAACCUGUUGAACUUCCUUCCCCGGGGGGAACACUCAGACGUCUACAAGGUGCUGUCCUCUCAUGUCCAGGAGGCGGAGACACUGACUCCUGACUUUCUGAAGACAAAAAAACAGCUGGAGUUCUGUUGUCACAUGCUCAGAGGGACGAUGGACCCCAAAGAGUCACCCGUGUAUGAGUAUGUCAAAUUCAUUGGAAACUUCAAGUCCCUCAACAAUGUGCCCAAUUGCGCCCACAAUGGAUUCACAAAGAUCGUCAUUCAGCGAUCGCUCCACUCGGCCUUUACGGAGCAAAUGUGUCUCGUUGCAACUGUGAGACUUGCCAAACCCAAAUUCAUUAAGGAGAUGUGCACUGUAGAGGAGCCUGAUGAAGAAUUUACCUCUAGACACAGUUUAGAAUGGAAGUUCCUCUUUUUAGACCACAGAGCUCCGCCCAUUAUUGGCUACCUGCCGUUUGAGGUCCUGGGCACAUCAGGUUAUGACUACUACCAUGUGGACGACCUGGACACGUUGGCCAAAUGUCACGAGCACCUGAUGCAAUACGGCAAAGGAAAAUCCUGUUACUACCGAUUCCUCACUAAAGGGCAGCAGUGGAUUUGGCUCCAGACGCACUAUUACAUCACCUACCACCAGUGGAACUCCCGACCUGAGUUUAUUGUCUGCACGCACACUGUGGUCAGCUACGGCGACGUGAGAGCAGAACAGCGGCGACAGCUGGGACUCAAAGUGCUCACGCCUGAGAUGACGCCAGACAAGAAGUCGCAUGCCUGCGGCUCGGAGCCGCCACCGGACGCGUUCAACCUGAAGGAGGCGCUGGAGCACUUCCCCCACAGCCGGACGCCUUCGCCGUCGUCCCGCCGUUCGCGUGAAUCCUCUCACACGGCGAUGUCGGACCCGCGUAAGGGCCACGCCCGCACGCGAGGUGGGCUGAGCACGCCAUGUCGCCAGUCUGGGUCCGACGUGGCCGUGGCAUCGCGGAGAUCAUCAGCCGGCAGUCAGGUAGCCGUCCAGCUGGAAUCCAUGCAGCAGAUGAAGACGCAGCUGGAGCAGCGCACACAAGAGAUCGAGGCCAACAUCCAGCGGCAGCUCGAUGAGCUGUGGAGGAUCCAGCAGGAGCUGCAGAGGGUCCAGGAGCAGGGUUUGCAGGUGCUGGUGCAGAAAGCAGCCGCGGGACUGAACGCCAGUACGGCGCAGCAGGCGCCCACGCUCAGCAUGCUGGGCCCGGCGGUCUCUGCGGGGCCAAUGCAGAGCGCCAUCCAACAGCAGAACACGGCACAGCCUCCACAGGGUACGCUGCCGGCUUCUAGUCUCUACAACACCGUGGUGAUCCAGCAACAAAACCCGACAAACGUGCUGCAGAUUGCGCCCAACGCAGCGCCAAACGCUCCCGCUGUGUUCACGCAGGACGCCCAUAUUAGGUUUCCCAGCGCUCAGCAGCUGCUCACCAAGUUGGUCACGGGACACAUGGCGUGCGGCGCCGUCAUGGUCCCGUCCUCCAUGUUUAUGGGCCAAGUUGUGACCGCUUUCACUCCGCAACCGGGACAGACGCAGAGCAUCAGCAUUUCCCAUCAGCCACCAGCAGCACCUCAGCAGGAGCAGUCUCACCUGGUGCUCAAGGCUCCAAUGCUCCACGGAGGUCAGCCCACACAGCUCAUCAUGCCGGCGGCGUUCCCUUUGCAGCAGGCUGGAGCCUACACAAGCACGACCAGCAAUAACAACAACAACAACCAGCAUCAACCACGCUUAACACAACACAAACGGCAACAACAGCCCCCCAACACUAUGCCCGAUCAUGCCGCGUCGCAGCCGCAGUAGCAGCUUACAGCCACCAGAGGGCAGACCGGACACUGCACUAAAAGAGUCGCGUUUGGACUACUAAACGCCAGAAAAGGCUGCGAUGGCGCCCUCGUGUGGCAGGAAGAAGAUAACGGCGUUUGCGCUUGUUUACUUUUAACAGUUAUGCAAAAAUCAGCUUCAUCAUUGUUGAUUGUGGUCCAGAUUUACUGUACAUAAUAUCAUGUAAAUACACAUUGGAGCUACAACUACUAUUUUAUAUUGAGAGGAAUGCUCCUUUUCUAUCUAGUUUUGGAAGACGAAAAAAAAGACGUUUCUUUUUCACCGAUUGUCUGAAAGCGUAAAAGUUGAGUGAAUGACAGCAUUUCCACAUAUUUAUGCUCCUGCAAUAUUCAUCAAAUAAAUCAAUCAGUGUUCACAUCGUUCUGUUUCUCUAUUUAGUGAAGUCACCAAGUCCUUGGAAAUAAAAUAUAUCCAAAUUAAAAUAUAUAUUUAUACAUAUAUAGAACUCCAGUUGUACGUAGGUUUUGUUAUGUGGCAAACUUAUUAAAUACAUUAAACGAAAUGCAAUGAUAAAUGUCCAUUAAAUUGAUAUAAAUAUAUAUAUAUAUAUAUAUAAUGAAAUACUUUUUACAUUUAUUCAGUUGCCUUCAGUAUUUGUCUGGUCAAACUCACUGCCGCCCUCUGGUGUUCACAUAUGGUAAAGCUCUACAGUAUAUAAACAUCAACAAAGUACAAAAAUAUUUUGCAAGUGUUUUUAUA
Messenger RNA from Nerophis lumbriciformis (worm pipefish), 4244 nucleotides. RefSeq names its product clock circadian regulator a (gene clocka). The record is from RefSeq and is a predicted model, not a curated record. Gene Ontology annotation, molecular function: protein dimerization activity; E-box binding; DNA-binding transcription factor activity, RNA polymerase II-specific. Gene Ontology annotation, cellular component: CLOCK-BMAL transcription complex; nucleus; cytoplasm. NCBI's taxonomy places the organism in Eukaryota, Metazoa, Chordata, Actinopteri, Syngnathiformes, Syngnathidae. Gene Ontology annotation, biological process: circadian regulation of gene expression; regulation of transcription by RNA polymerase II.